CCCAUCUGGAAGUCUCCAACUGGGCUCUGCUCCAAACGGCAGCUAGAGUAAGCUCUGUUUCUCUCACCGGUCGGCGUCAAUAGAGCAGCAGGUGGAGUCUCAAUCGCCUAAGUUUCAUUUGUAAGGUAACCACGAGGUUCGUUGAAAACUAAGAAAUGAAAUUAACUCCGAGAAAAGUGGAGAAACUAGGACUCCACGGCGCAGAUUACCUUUCACAGAAACGACUUCCUCGUGGCUUGAGACUUAAUUACACUGAAGCUGUUGCUCUCAUUGCCACUCAGAUUCUGGAGUUUGUUCGUGAUGGCAAUAAAAGUGUGGCAGAACUUAUGGAUGUUGGAAAGCAACUUUUAGGGAGGAGACCAGUUCUUCCAGCCGUUCUGCAUCCUUUGGAUACUGUCCAGGUUGAAGGAACAUUUCCUGAUGGGACAAAGUUGAUCACUAUAAAUGACCCAAUUGCAAGUGAAAAUGGGAUAGAGCUAGCUUUGCAUGGUUCUUUCCUUCCAGUGCCAGCUCUAGACAAAUUUCUAGAAAUAGAGGAUGGCAAAAUUCCUGGGAGAGUUAUCUCUAGAGAUGGAUCAAUUACACUUAAUCAUGGAAGGAAAGCAGUAAUCCUCAAAUUUGUUAAUACUGGAGACAGGCAUUCAGCUUUCGCGCAGGUUGGUAGCCAUUAUCACUUCAUUGAGGUCAACCCCUGCAUGAUUUUUGAUCGAAGGAAAGCAUAUGGCAUGCGCUUGAACAUACCAGCAGGAACAGCUACACGAUUUGAGCCGGGGGAAAGUAAAAUGGUCAAACUUGUCAGUAUUGGAGGUAAUCAAGUGAUCACAGGUGGAAGUGGAAUUGUUGAUGGUCAUGUUGGUGCCAAAUUCACAGAAGCAAUGGAAGCUGUAAGCGUUAGAGGAUUUGGGAACCAAGAAGAGCCAAAUGCUAGUGAAGGUACAACUGGAGAAGGUCCUUCUUUCACCACUGUUAUUACUCGGGAAGCUUAUGCUAACAUGUAUGGCCCCACCACUGGUGACAAAAUUCAGCUUGGAGAUACAGACUUGUACGCUGAAAUUGAAAGAGAUUUUGCUGUUUAUGGUGAAGAAUGUGUAUUUGGAGGCGGAAAAGUCAUAAGAGAAGGCAUGGGCCAGUCAUGCACGCAUCCACCAGCUGACUCUCUGGAUACUGUAAUAACAAACGCUGUGAUCAUUGAUUAUAGCGGAAUUGUUAAGGCAGAUAUUGGUAUUAAAGAUGGUCUUAUCAUCACUCUUGGGAAAGCUGGCAAUCCAGAUAUCAUGAACGAUGUACAUCCUAAUAUGAUAAUUGGGGCUAACACUGAGGUUAUAACUGGAGAAGGAUUUAUAGUAACUGCAGGGGCCAUAGAUUGUCACGUGCACUUCAUAUGCCCUCAACUGGCAUAUGAGGCAAUUUCAAGUGGCAUUACAACGUUAGUGGGAGGUGGAACUGGACCUGCUGAUGGGACACGUGCAACUACUUGUACACCAGCUCCAUCAAAUAUGAAGUUAAUGCUGCAAUCAACUGAUGACUUGCCUCUAAAUUUUGGCUUCACCGGAAAGGGAAACAGUGCCAAACCCAAUGAGCUACAUGAAAUAAUUAGGGCUGGAGCCAUGGGGUUGAAGCUGCAUGAGGACUGGGGAACUACUCCUGCAGCAAUAGACAAUUGUUUGGCUGUUGCUGAAGGAUAUGACAUUCAGGUUAAUAUCCAUACUGACACAUUGAAUGAAUCUGGAUUUGUGGAACACACAAUUGCUGCAUUUAAAGGGAGGACUAUUCAUACUUACCACAGUGAAGGUGCAGGUGGUGGUCAUGCUCCAGAUAUUAUCAAAGUUUGUGGUGAGAAAAAUGUCUUGCCUUCAUCAACAAACCCAACACGGCCUUUUACAUCUAAUACUAUCGAUGAACAUCUUGACAUGCUGAUGGUUUGCCAUCACCUGGACAAGGACAUUCCAGAAGAUGUAGCUUUUGCUGAGUCAAGGAUAAGAGCUGAAACGAUCGCUGCGGAAGACAUAUUGCAUGAUAUGGGUGCAAUUAGCAUUAUAUCUUCUGAUUCGCAGGCUAUGGGUCGAAUCGGAGAGGUGAUAUGUAGAACUUGGCAAACUGCCCACAAGAUGAAAUCACAGAGAGGACCAAUUGGUCCUAGUGCAUCCGACAAUGACAAUCUUAGGAUCAAAAGAUACAUAGCAAAGUACACUAUCAAUCCAGCAAUAGCUAAUGGGUUUUCUCAAUUUGUUGGUUCUGUCGAGGUAGGAAAGUUGGCUGAUCUUGUUCUAUGGAAGCCAUCUUUCUUUGGGGCAAAACCUGAAAUGGUGAUCAAAGGUGGUGUAAUUGCCUGGGCUAACAUGGGCGAUCCAAAUGCAAGCAUUCCCACACCUGAGCCGGUUUUGUCAAGGCCAAUGUUCGGAGCAUUUGGCAAGGCUCCAAGUGCCAACUCCAUAGCCUUUGUCAGCAAGGCUGCUUUAGAUUGUGGAGUAAAAACCUCAUAUGGACUGAACAAGAGAGUGGAAGCCGUGGGCAACGUUAGAAAACUCACAAAGUUGGACAUGAAGCUCAACGACUCCCUCCCAAAUAUCUCAGUAGACCCAGAGACAUACACAGUGAAAGCAAACGAUGAGGUUCUUACUUGCGCUGCAGCCACAACAGUUCCCCUUUCCAGGAAUUACUUCCUCUUUUAGUCAUCAUCCAGAACCAUUUCUGAACUAAAAAUAAACAAAGAUCAUUCAAAAUUGAGUCUCACUUUUUCAAAACAAGGUAACAAAAACUCUUUAGUUAAAUAAAAGCAGUUUAUAUCUCUUGAAAGUAUUUGUCUGUUUCUAAGAACAAGGAAAACGUGUGUUUGUCUGUUUUAGAAAACAUGUCAACACAAUCUAUCAAAAUUUAAUGAAGCAGAAUGCAAGUGACCAAACGUAA
This is a messenger RNA of Pistacia vera, 2907 nucleotides long. Its product is annotated as urease. Gene Ontology annotation, biological process: urea catabolic process. Gene Ontology annotation, cellular component: urease complex. NCBI's taxonomy places the organism in Eukaryota, Viridiplantae, Streptophyta, Magnoliopsida, Sapindales, Anacardiaceae. Gene Ontology annotation, molecular function: urease activity; nickel cation binding. The record is from RefSeq and is a predicted model, not a curated record.